AUGGGUAUGAUCCAGCUUCAGAACCCCAACCACCCCACUGCCCUGCUUCACAAGGCCAACCAGAUGCGUCUGGCUGGGACUCUGUGCGAUGUCGUCAUCAUGGUGGACAGCCAGGAGUUUCACGCUCACCGGACUGUGCUCGCUUGCACCAGCAAAAUGUUUGAGAUCCUCUUCCAUCGCAGUAGCCAGCAUUACACCCUUGACUUUCUUUCACCAAAGACUUUCCAGCAGAUUUUGGAGUACGCUUACACUGCCACGCUCCAGGCAAAGGUGGAGGACUUGGACGACCUCCUGUAUGCAGCAGAAAUCCUGGAGAUCGAGUACUUGGAAGAGCAAUGCCUGAAGAUCCUGGAGACCAUCCAGUCCUCUGACGAGAAUGACGCAGAGGCCAACGCUAAUGACGGGAGCACGGAGGAGGACGAGGACCGCAAAGGCCAAAACGGAGCUAAACACUCUAAAAAGCAUUCCAUGGAGAGUUCUAGUCUGUCAGGUACCCAUCACGUCUCCAACAUGAGCGGUGUAGUCGAGCAGAGUCCCUCUGUCUCCACGUCCUACGGCGUCUCCAACCUAAGUCCCACCAAAGCCGCGGUGGACAGUCUGAUGAGCAUCGGUCAGACUCUGCUGCAGCAGGGCUUUGGCGGCGAGCACCUCGUCCACGGCAACUCCCACCACCUGAUGGGCGACAUCAAGACCGAAAUGAUGCAGGUCGACAUGGGAGGCAACGGCCACGACAGCCCCCAGAACAUGGAGUCCGGCACCUCCAGCAACGGAGAGCGGAGCGGAGAGGACAGGAACCGAGACGGUCCCGGAACACCGACCAGGAGCAGCGUGAUCACCAGCGCCCGAGAACUGCAUUACGUCCGCGACGAUGGCAUGGGCGAUCAGCAAGCUGAUGUCAGUCAGAUGGGAUUGGAAGCGAUGGCCGGAAUGACAGAGAAACAUUUGGCCUCUCUGUACUCCCUGCCAGUCAAUCACAAAUCAGACGCCAUGAUGUCCAUCCCAGUGUCCAUGGCCUCAGCUCUGCCCAUGUCCCCAGCCCUGGCUAUGUCUAUGGACUUCAGUGCCUACGGGGGACUCCUGCCGCAGAGCUUCAUCCAGAGAGAAUUCUUCAACAAGCUCGGGGAGCUGGCAGUAGGCAUGAAACCUGACGGCCGGAACCAGCAUGAACGUUGCAAUGUCUGUGGCGCAGAACUACCUGAUAACGAUGCUGUGGAGCAGCACAGGUGGGGUUGGGGUUUAGAGUUGUGGGAGUUUGGGAAUAAUCACCCCUACAUAAACCUCCGCACGCGCACACACUCGUGUUCAUUACUCUUCACACACAUUCCCCUCAGCAGCAGCAGCAGCAGCAGCGCUCGCUCCUCCAUUUCCUCUCCUAUUGUGGCGACGGGGGACGGAGGGCGCUCUAAUACCCCAGGCCCCAGAUAUAAUACAUCGCCAAACUGUUGCCGCGAGUCCGAUAACCUGCAAUAUGGCGGCCGGGCCUGUACAAGCGCUGGGAGGUCAGUGGACAUGGUACAGCUUUCACAUGGCCUUGAGGUCCUGACCCCCACCUUUGUUGGUCAUACGCACUCCCCUCUUCCCAGCAAGGACCGAAGCCCUUUGAGCCGAGCCCUCAACCCCCCGCAGAGCGCGCCCCUUCACCACAUUAAUAGUGGCACUGGAACUAAUUGCCCAACCUUAGAUGUGCUUGAGACCCAGAUUGCCUCAGCUGCCAGCGCGCCACAAACCCCCUAA
Menidia menidia (Atlantic silverside) is the source of this 1734-nucleotide messenger RNA. NCBI's taxonomy places the organism in Eukaryota, Metazoa, Chordata, Actinopteri, Atheriniformes, Atherinopsidae. The record is from the annotation of a GenBank genome assembly.